This is a messenger RNA of Podarcis lilfordi (Lilford's wall lizard), 3801 nucleotides long. NCBI's taxonomy places the organism in Eukaryota, Metazoa, Chordata, Lepidosauria, Squamata, Lacertidae. The record is from the annotation of a GenBank genome assembly.
CAUUACGCCUCUUGCUCAGGAAGGGUCCAGGAAGGGUCCAGCGAGCUAUAAAAAUCUGCUGAGGGGAGCCCUUAGUUACUUGUAGUCCCAUCACCUCAGGAAAGGAUCAACCAUGAAACUCUACACAGCAGCCAUUCUGACCAUCGCUUUUUUCGAGCUCUUCAGUGUAUAUAUUAUUACAGGUAUGUUUAAAAUAUUAUUAAUAGUAGUCGUAUGUUUAUUUCAUAUCCUGGGAAGCGUAGUUUGUUAAGGGUGCUAAGAGUUGUUUGAAUACCCUUAUUUCCCUCUCUGAGCUACAAUUUGCAGAGCAGUUUAACAAUCCAUCUCCACACUGGGAAUUCUGAGAACUGUAGUUCUCAGAGGAUAAAUGUUGUUGUUGUUUAGUUGUUUAGUCGUGUCCGACUCUUCGUGACCCCAUGGACCAGAGCACGCCAGGCACUCCUGUCUUCCACUGCCUCCUGCAGUUUGGUCAAACUCAUGCUGGUAGCUUCGAAGACACUAUCCAACCAUCUCGUCCUCUGUCGUCCCCUUCUCCUUGUGCCCUCAAUCUUUCCAACUUCAGGGUCUUUUCCAGGGUGUCUUCUCUUCUCAUGAGGUGGCCAAAGUAUUGGAGCCUCAGCUUCACGAUCUGUCCUUCCAGUGAGCACUUAGGGCUGAUUUCCUUAAGACGAUAAAUAGGGGACUCCUAAUGAUAAUUUCCAUGUGGAUGCUGAAAUCUUUUCCUGUGCACCUAUGUUCCUACCUGGAUUGAUAGAAGCCGAGAAAUGUUUUCCUUGCAGUAGAAGUGCAGUUUUCAGGAUGGGGGAGAGAGAGAUUUCAAUCACUACCCUAAAUGAGUAACGGACGACAGAGGACAAGAUGGUUGGAUAGUGUUCUUGAAGCUACCAGCAUGAGUUUGACCAAACUGCGGGAGGCAGUGGAAGACAAAAGUGCCUGGCGUGCUCUUGUCCAUGGGGUCACCAAGAGUCGGACACGACUAAACGACUAAACAACAACAACAACAAAUGAGUAACAGUUGUGAUUUAUUGUAUUGUAAAUCCAAUAGCUAGAAGACCAACAGAGAUCAGAACCACUUGCAGACAUGCAAGAACAAAAGGAACCCCUUUAUUUUUUGUAUUUUAAAGUUGUUUUACACUUUUAAAUAGCGUGUUUUAAUAUUAAUGGAGGUUUUUAAAUUGUUGUAACCUGCCCUGAGACAUUAGGGUGAGGGGAAGGAAAUAAGUUCUAAUUCUAAUAAUAAUGUUCCUGAUUAUUUGAUGCCAGUUAAACUUAUAUUUUAUCUCUUUUUAAGGAACGCUUGGAUCUCAGACUAUGGCACUCGACUCCUGUAUAACCUUAGAGACAAAUGAAAUGAACAUCCGAAGAUUUGCUAGUUAUACAACCCAAACCAGACCAGUAAAAGCUGUGAUGUAAGUAUCUUGCCUAAUCUUCAACUGUAAAGUAGCCUACAAGUCUGAAGAAAGAGACAUGCUUGCGUGACUUUCCAAAGAAACACAGAUUCCAGUUAGAAGUAGUAGUAUUACCAGUGUAUACUAUGCAAUGUUCAUUCCAUGUUCUAUCUGAUAACUGUCUGGGUGGGUGACCAAAUAUGUGAUUAAUAUAGGAGACUAUUGCAUCAUGGCUAUGCUCUGCCUCCCUAUCAGAGGCAGCAUGCUCUUGCCCUUGGGUCCCAAUUGCAUGCUUCCCAUGGCAUCUGCUUGGCCACUACAAGAACAGGAUGCUGGACUAAUAAUAAUAAUAAUAAUAAUAAUAAUAAUAAUAAUAAAUUUUAUUUAUACCUCACCCUCCCCGGCCAAAGCUGGGCUCAGGGUAGCUAACACCAGUAAAAUUACAAUAAAAACACAAUAGGAAAAAAUACUAAUUUAAAAUAACGCCCUCCCAUCAGAUGUCAAAGCGAUAAACAACUAUCUGACGUUUAGACGACAUCUGAAGGCAGCCCUGUUCAGGGAAGUUUUUAAUGUGUGACAUUUUAGUGUAUUUUUGGUCUCUGUGGAAGCCGCCCAGAGUGGCUGGGGAAACCCAGCCAGAUGGGUGGGGUACAAAUAAUAAAUUAUUAUUAUUAUUAUAUUAUUAUUAUUAGAUGGGCCAUUGGCCUGAUCCAGCAGGCUCUUCUUGUGUUCUUGUUUUAAGUGGAGGCAUCUAAUGGUGUCCAGCAUUCAUCAUUCAAACUUCCAACCUAUUACUGACACCAAUCCAACCGGAAGCCAAUAAAAUUUUAGCUGCAAUCCUUUGCAAGUCUACUCAGAAAUAAGUCUCAUUGAGUCCCAUUGUGCUGGAUUCCACUUGCUCCUAGUGGACACAGAACAGCUGCCCAAAGCACUGUGUUUCACAUUUCACACAGAAAUACAAUCCACAAUAAUUCUUUAACAAAAUUAAACUUAGUGAUUUGCUUUCUAUUCUCUUGCAGCUUAAUCACCAGAAGAGGUGUCAAGGUCUGUGUGCCACAUGAUCUUCCAUGGGUGACAAAAACCAUGAACUACUUGGACCAAAAAAAGGCAAUACAGCAAAGAAGAACAACAUCUAGGAAGAUGACCAGCUAGGCUGCUGCACAUCAAAUCAUCAAUAGCUGCUCAUAACUUUGGCUAAUUCCUGACUGGAAAUAAAGUUACUGAACUGAUGUAGUUUCACUGGAAUCUAUUCAUCCAUCAAAGCAAUGCUGAUGCAAUUACAGCAUUUUAAUGCUGCCUUUAGUCUUAAUUAUUUUAGGACAACCUUUUUUAUUUAUUGGAAGAAGGCAGCUCUUUCAAUAUUUUCAAUUGAAGCUGUUUUCAGUGUUUGGGGAGUACUUAUUCAGAGUUUCCCUUUUCAUCAUAUUGUUUCUCUGGUUUAUAGUGUCCUUCGAAGACAAUAUUAAUGUAGAGUGUUCUAUGAUUGCAUACAACUGAUUGUUCCCCUGUUAGGAUGGCUGAGGGCUUCCUGUGCUUAAGAUAUCACUGAUUAUACAAACAUAAACCCCAGGGGAUGCUGGGGGUUGGGGGGAGAGGAGCCCUAGAAACCAAUCUGGCACUUACAAAAUGAUGAGGCCCCCAUGGAUAUUCAGAAUGUUCUUUUAUCUCAUGAACCUUCAUGUGAAUAGCCAGAUUUCUAGGUAAAGCUCAUCACUCUUCCACAGUGCCAGUUAGCAAAAGAGUUUUGGCACUACCUAGGUCACUAAGAUACAUAUGGCUGUAACAGCCUCAUAUAUGGUUGAGCAAAUAUAUGAGGAAAUAGCUAAUAGAAGGAAAGCAAUAUCAAGAAAGAAAUCAAGGACAGGUCUGUUUAUUAACACGGAUGUGGACUUAUGUAUUGGAAUAAAUAGAACGAGCUGCCUGUAAUUCAAAUUUGUGCUUUCUUCAUCUGGUUCAUGUUUAGUACAUGAUCACUGGAAACUUUCGUGGAAUGUAUAAUACUGUCGCUUGCUGCUAUUCUUCAAAAUUGUAUACCUUUUCGUUUCCUUGAUUUUUUGAGGGGACUGUCAUCUGUUUUGAAGAACUUAAAAAAAUUAAUCAACUAACUUCCUGUCAUUGGAUCCAUUUGCUGAUCAAACUAGACGUUACAUCAACAGAAUACAGGUGACAGUGAGAAUAUUUGAAAAAGAUAGCUAUUAUUGUUUUUGGUCAAGAGUACAAAAAGAAUAAUGCCACGCAAUCUUUUGAAGAGCAUCUUAAAUGUCUUAGCUGAAUGAAGAGAUAUACUUAUAUUAAUUCAAAGACAUUCAUGUGAACUUAGUUGUUCAUUCAGUUGUUGGUUUUACAACACUUGGGAUCAAAUUACUUUUACCAUGCUUUUACUAUGCACUUAAUAAAUCAGUCCUUUGAAUGA